Elgaria multicarinata webbii is the source of this 2072-nucleotide messenger RNA. RefSeq names its product snail family transcriptional repressor 1 (gene SNAI1). Gene Ontology annotation, molecular function: RNA polymerase II cis-regulatory region sequence-specific DNA binding; DNA-binding transcription factor activity, RNA polymerase II-specific. NCBI's taxonomy places the organism in Eukaryota, Metazoa, Chordata, Lepidosauria, Squamata, Anguidae. Gene Ontology annotation, biological process: regulation of DNA-templated transcription. The coding region runs from base 14 to 796 and encodes 260 amino acids. The transcript is spliced from 3 exons. The record is from RefSeq and is a predicted model, not a curated record.
CCUCCCCGGCAAGAUGCCGCGCUCGUUCCUCGUGAAGAAGCAUUUCUCGGCCAGCAAGAAGCCCAAUUACAGCGAGCUGGAGAGCCAGACGGUGAUUGUCUCCCCAUUCCUGUAUGAGAAAUACCCCCUGUCCAUCAUCCCCCAGCCGGAUCUCCUGAGCGCCGGUUCUUACUACCCUCCGCUUGUCUGGGACACAGGACUGCUCUCCAAUUUCUUCACCUCUGAGCCGGAGUACAAGAAAAGCCCUGCUUCUCCCCCGAGCCCCGACUCCAAACCUCUGGACCUGACCUCCCUGUCCAGCGAGGAGGAGGACGGCAAGACGACCUCUGACCCGCCCAGCCCGGCCUCGUCAGCCACCGAAGCGGAGAAAUUCCACUGCGGCCAGUGCAACAAGUCCUACUCGACUUUCGCCGGCCUUUCCAAGCACAGACAAUUGCACUGCGACUCCCAGGCCAGGAAAUCUUUCAGCUGCAAGUACUGCGAGAAGGAGUACGUGAGCCUGGGAGCCCUCAAGAUGCAUAUCCGAAGCCAUACCCUGCCUUGCGUGUGCAAGAUCUGCGGCAAAGCCUUCUCCAGGCCUUGGCUUCUGCAGGGCCACAUCAGAACGCACACAGGCGAAAAACCUUUCUCCUGCACACAUUGCAACCGGGCCUUUGCUGACCGUUCAAACCUCCGCGCCCACCUGCAGACCCAUUCAGACGUCAAGAAGUAUCAAUGCAAAACCUGCUCCCGGACUUUCUCCCGGAUGUCACUUCUGCACAAGCACGAAGAAACGGGCUGCACUGGAGCUCGCUGAGAGCUCCCCAGAUGAUGCCACGGACUCCUCCAUGCAAAUACAUGUAUUGUAAACUAGUGUCUGUAGGAAGAUAGUUGCCGUUGAGUUGAACUGCCAGGACAGCGUGUGUAUCGAACUGUUACUUUCCAGCUGUUUUGGGCCUUAAAGCACCAUACAUAAUACUUCUUUCUUUUUCCUUGAGGCAGUUUUUAAAGCCUGAUCCCUCCCCCGCCCCCACUUCCCCUGGCAGUGGCAGAAUAAUUCUUGAUUCAGGCAGGUGCAGGAUUACAUUCUUCCUUUUCCAAAUGGCUGGCUGGCAUACAAAAUGACACGUGUGAGCUGAUGUUUUAAUAUGAACCUCUUGCUGAAAUCGAGGUCUAUCUAGUCCAGCCUUCUGUCUCUCAAUAGCAGCCAGACAGGUGGUUCUGGGAACUCAUAAGUGGAACAUACAGGCGACGACUACCUCUUUCCUUUUUCUUUCUCCUAGCAUCUGGUACUUUUUAAGUUAUACUGCCACUGAAUAUAGAGGUUCCACGUGGACUUUCCUGUCUCAUAAUAGCCAUGGGAUCCUCCUGCUCUGUUGCGAAUUCUCCCAAACUGCUUUUUAAAAGCCAUCUAAGCUAAUGGCCAUUUCUAUUUUAUGUCUUAAUUUCUUUUAUUUUACAAGUGUAAGAAGGUUCAGAAGGUGCUUAGUACCUCUCAGGAUUGAGCCUUGCACCUAGCUGGCCUGAAGGAUCGCAGUAUUUUUGUUACUGGGGUAUGUGUGCGAGCGCGUGAGAGUGGAGAGGAAUAGAUCCACAGUAACUGUUGACCCUGAACUAAUAUGCCUCGAAGCAAAAGACAAAAGCAAAGUGUUAACACUGCCUGACUCUCCUUUGCUCUUAGCAUUGUAUGGACACCACCCGUAGAAGGUGUGACUAUGCAGUAAUACAGUAUUGCAUUAGUUCUGAGGCAGCUGCUUCCCCCACCAGCACAAUGAUAAUUUGCAAUGCCUCAAAGAUUAACAAUGCCUAUAGAAGGCAUUGGGUAGCCGUUUCAAACCAGACUCCUGUUUACAGAGCAGCUAUGCACUCAAGCACCUGUUAAUAUGACUUCUUUUAACAACUGCUUUUUCAAAAGAACUGUGACUAAUAGCAGGCACUUGUCAGGCGAUACAAUAGCAGCCUGUGCGGAGAGCGCGGCCCAUUGACAGGUGUGUGCCAAAAGAGCGCUUUAUGGUUAUUGACAGGUGCCUGCUGAAUGCAUCCUUCUUUUUGUACAUUGUUUCCACGCCAUAAACAAAACAAAACAAGGGGAG